CAAUUUGGCAUAUUGUGGAAUCUUCCGAUCUCCCUGAUCUGUGCUCUGGCAAGUGAGGGGCGAGGAAGGAAACUACUAAACCAAACUUGAUGUAAACGAGAGUGCACCCCCCAAUUCAAUAGAAGAGUGACAACAGGCGAAUUGGAAUUUUGAUACAGCCUAUAUCUAGAUUCUUUAGAUCUAGAAUCUAGUAUUGUAUAAUAGUCAGCUUUGCUGCGUCAAGAAGUUUUAUCCUGUAGUCGAGGCUAACAAUGGCAGAUGAAGCAUUAUUUGAAUUUUUACACAUGGAAAUGGUGGCGCAUGUACACCGUUCAUCAGCUAAAGAUGAAAAGGAUCAGUGCAUCUCUACCCUUGAGGCUCUUGGUUUCCGUGUAGGGCAAAGCCUAAUUGAGAGAUUCACCCGCGAAUGUUCUAGAUUUAAAGAUGAACUUGAUACCAUGAAGUUCCUGUGCAAAGAUUUCUGGAGUUCAGUCUACAAGAAGCAGAUUGAUAACCUGAGAACGAACCACCAGUACCUGGCGUUCCCGUGUGGCAUGAUUCGAGGGGCUUUGUCUAACCUAGGGGUGAACUGCAUCGUCACGGCAGAAGUCAGUGCCAUGCCAGCCUGUAAAUUUCAGAUCCAGAUCCAAAGGACGUAGCAGGUCUGAAGAACGUCAUUCAGCGACUGUAUCAACGGGCGACUGUGUCAACGGGCAAUUGUGUCAACGGGCCAAUUUGACAACACAAUUGACAGUACGGUAGUCCAGGCCUCUGUGCACAGAAACACGUCUUAAUUGUUAGCUGCGGUGUGGGGAGGUUCUUCCUGUUAGGUUUGAGUUUGACUCCCUUGCUCAGUCAGAGCAGAGCGUGGUUAGAUCACCCACAGGGGUGCUGCCACACUCAUGGCCAGUUUCCAUGCCCUCAACAAACUGGGUUUUUUUUUUUUUUACCAAAUUCAUCCUGAA
Messenger RNA from Aplysia californica (California sea hare), 944 nucleotides. Its product is annotated as trafficking protein particle complex subunit 6b. Gene Ontology annotation, cellular component: cis-Golgi network; TRAPP complex; trans-Golgi network. Lineage: Eukaryota; Metazoa; Mollusca; Gastropoda; Aplysiida; Aplysiidae. The record is from RefSeq and is a predicted model, not a curated record. Gene Ontology annotation, biological process: regulation of GTPase activity; endoplasmic reticulum to Golgi vesicle-mediated transport.